Molecule: messenger RNA, 3666 nt
Organism: Anopheles cruzii
Lineage: Eukaryota; Metazoa; Arthropoda; Insecta; Diptera; Culicidae
Gene: Rab11
Product: ras-related protein Rab-11A
Exons: 6
Coding region: 445-1092 (215 amino acids)
Biological process (GO): exocytosis
Cellular component (GO): recycling endosome
Molecular function (GO): GTP binding; GTPase activity
Source: RefSeq, a predicted model, not a curated record
AAUUGAGUGGUUCGACAGCCGCCAGAAUUAAAUGUCUCACCGCAAUGCUGAAGCAACCUUGAGCAUCAUCAUCAAAACAGGAGAGAGUGAGCAAAGGAACCUUGGGAGAAACACACGUCCAGUUCCAGGCUUUUCCCCGAUACGUCGAUCUCGGAAAAUCGGCAAAGGCUUCGAAUGCCACCCGAGAGAGAAUUUCUGAUUCACGGUUCUUUACCAACGCAACUGCAUAAUCAUCCCUCAGCGUAGAUCCCGGAGAAUGUUCCUUCGCAGUUCCUCUCUCACGGUUCUCAAGGUUUCUCGGUGUCCGUUCUGUGCUGGACCAGACGGAGGAUUGAUUAAAGCAAUAGCAAAUCGUUCGCCAUUGUCAAAAUAGGCGAACACAGUGCCGCUGGAAAAGACAACAGCAAAAGUUAAAACAACGACAGCUACCGGCACUGCAACAAGAUGAAUAACCGAGAUGAUGAAUAUGAUUUUUUAUUCAAAGUGGUACUGAUUGGAGACUCUGGAGUCGGCAAAAGUAACCUUCUAUCGAGAUUCACGAGGAAUGAGUUCAAUUUGGAAUCCAAGUCCACCAUAGGCGUAGAGUUCGCGACCAGAAGCAUAGAGGUUGAUGGUAAAACAAUCAAGGCCCAAAUCUGGGAUACGGCCGGACAGGAGCGCUACCGGGCGAUUACUUCGGCCUACUACCGUGGUGCGGUGGGUGCGUUGCUGGUUUACGACAUCGCCAAGCACCUGACGUACGAGAACGUUGAACGGUGGUUGCGGGAACUGCGCGACCACGCCGACCAGAACAUCGUGAUCAUGCUCGUCGGUAACAAAAGUGACUUACGGCAUUUGCGCGCCGUACCUACCGACGAAGCGAAAGGAUUUGCCGAACGCAACGGUCUCAGCUUCAUCGAAACAUCGGCCCUCGACUCCACGAACGUCGAAACUGCAUUCCAAAACAUACUCACAGAGAUCUAUCGAAUUGUGUCGCAAAAGCAAAUCCGGGAUCCGCCAGAAGGUAGCGUCAUUCGACCGAACCUGGAAAAUAUCGACGUGAAGCCGACCAAUCCGACGACUGAUUCCGUGCGAAAGCAGUGCUGCCAGUGACCACCACAAGCAGAAAUGAUAUCCGGCCGUGAUGCUGCUGCGUCUUCUGUAAUAACAUCAUCAAGAAGCACCACUACUAUAACUACUACUACCACAACUACUACAAGUACCGAUAGUAUGGCAAGCACUACAGCUACUGUCUCAAAAUCAACAGCAACUACUAUUACAGAACAAACUAAAAUUAAUUACAUUCUCGCUCCUAAUGAACCUAUUGCUACUACUCCUACCACCGCCACUCCCACUGGUAAUGCAUCGAACUCGACCAUCGUCGGCGACAGUGGCGGUGGCUCUUGCGACCAUCUGCUCCCACCGGGUGGUCGGCCCGUCAAAGAAAAGUUACAACCCAAUGUCAACAUAUUCACCGUUCGACAGCGAGAGGACGAUCGCUUGUGUACCGCCCUGAUUGGGCCGGCAACUAGUGGUCGGUGUGGUGUAAACGUAGAAACAUCGACACUGAUGAUGCUAAACCCCGCCAUCGAUAGUAACAGUAACACUCGUCGUCCCGGCUAAACGAUUUCCAUCCAACACACCAAACCCAUUCCUUCCGCAUCCCUCAUCCCAGUUUGUGGCGCACUGCGCUCGGCUUUGUUUUCGCCUCUUUAUCGCUGUGAAAAAGUGCGGCCUACCGUUCCCAUUCAAGCCGGUCGCGCCCCCGUAGCAAUAGCGUAGCAAUUACUCGCGAAUUUGUGGUAUCACAGCAAUGUCGUUUUGUUUGUGACGACAACAGCAAGGAAAAGUGUUAAACAGUAAUGGAAAUGUUCUCGGUUGUUCAAUCUGGCAGGCGUGCCUGCGAAGAAUAAAGUAAGAGAGAAGAGGAACAGAAUGCAAUGCAUCGGAUAAACCGCGUAAAUUUGAACAGACGUGAAACUCUAGCCCUCUAUUUGGAAUGGCGCUGUGAAGUACAUCUUCUUUUCCUAGUAACGCAUAUAUAUGGUUGAAGCAGGCGUCGCAGGGUAUGGCUGGACUGUGGGAAUAAAGGAGCAGUGUGUCCGGAAAUUGCAGUGACGGAGUGCUAGUGAUGAUUUUUUAACCUCUCUUGAACGUGAAAGAGAAAAUUACGAUCGAAUGAAAAUGGAAAUAAAAACAUGUGGCUUCGCGGCGAAGCGUAAGUCCCCCCGAUGGCUCCCGAUGAGCAGUUGGUUCUUUCGACAUGAAAACAUGAAACUUGUUAUCUUCAAGCAAUCGGAAGAAUGCAGAUGAUCGCCUGUCCUGCGUAGAAGUUACAAAGGUCGCGGCAGGGCGAGGCUCUGUCAUACUUUUUCUAACGACUGUUGUUGCUCAUCCAUAUCAAAGAUGCAUUCGAUUGUUGGUUCGGUUGCUGGUUGCAACGGUCAGUGUACCCGUGAGCAGAGUAGAGUAAACCAUUCAUUUUGGUUGCCGACUGCACGCACUCCCAUGCCUACGCACUUCCUGUAACCGCUUACAUGUGGUUGGUUUUGUGGCCGCAUUAAGCGACAUCCCGUUGCACUAUCGAUGCUCACACAAUAGUGGCGAAAACACUUCGUUUGGUAAUGGCAGAAAGCACGCUAAAGGCUAUCAAAUCAAAAGAAAAAUGAGUAAUUGAAAUGUGUUUUAAUGUUAGGAAAGUAUCCUAAGAUAUAUAUAUAUCUAUAUCUAUAUAGAUUUUUUUCUUUUAUUUUCAUUCGAAGAUCGAGCUAAUAAAGAAAACGAAAUUCGAACGGAGUUUUGUGAGGUAGUUCGAUUUGAAGUGAAUUGCGGUGAACCUUUGUCGUUGUCGAAGGGCACAGAAGAAAAGAUUAUGGCUGGUAAGUAGUAGAACACGACGCACCUUUGAAUAAUGCCGCGAAAGAUAGGCUCUUGUGGUUUUUUUUAUUGUAUGUAUACUUUAUUUGCUCAGGAAUUAUGCAACACUAGUUUUAACUGUGGUUUAUUAUGUGACUCCAUUAAGAGUUUAUUCACGAUACUGAAACUCGAAACUAAACACGAGUUCUGAGCUUUACUUCAUCUCCCACUUCUUGUAAAACGGUUAUUUUAUGGUUUCAGUUCGGAAAAGGUUUUUUAAAGAACAAACAUUUUUCUAUGUAUUGCGUUUCGAUGCUGUUGUAUAAAGGUUGAGAGCUUUGAAGGUUUGAAUCAUCUGACUAUUGUAGUUGGCUGUGUGCGCAUAAAUUAGAAAACUGGCUGAGAACAUUGAUUAACGGUAAACAAAAGCAUGGACGUCAUGUUCCAUUCAGCUCUAGCUAUUAUUUAUGUAUGAAAAAGUUGACCAUAUAAAAAGCGAAAGUAGUGAAUGGUGAAGAAACAUAUAAAACGAUAUAUAAAUGUACACGUUUAACGGUGUGUAAAGCAGCGGAUUAUAAACCGAAAAGUAACGAUUAUACGCGACGAGUACGUUCAAAAUACGCGGUACCGAAGCUGGAUAUAAAAACUGGGCGCAAAGCUACGGGUGAAAAAUAAUUGCGCAAAAUUGUGACUUUGAAAAUUAGUGAUGAAGAAUGCAGACGAUAUCGAAAAUAAAUGAUGUUGGCCCAAAUUAAUUAAACGUGGCAUCGUCAUCAUGAGAUAUAAACGAAAACGAAAAACCAUAUAACACAAAUAAUUAAAAAAAAUAAA